Molecule: messenger RNA, 619 nt
Organism: Drosophila mojavensis
Lineage: Eukaryota; Metazoa; Arthropoda; Insecta; Diptera; Drosophilidae
Product: single-pass membrane and coiled-coil domain-containing protein 4 homolog
Exons: 3
Coding region: 433-609 (58 amino acids)
Source: RefSeq, a predicted model, not a curated record
GUUGUGUUUUUAAUUGUAUCUGACAAUGUUUACCAACGGAGUUUAUUUUAAUGUAUAAAUAAAAUACAUUAUAUGCAGCAGCCAUUGGUGCGCUGUGCUUAUCAUUUAAUGAAUAUGCUGAAAAUAGGCCAGCUUCACUCUGCAUAUUUCUACCAUGCAAUGCGGCUUGUAACCUUCUCAGCUUUGCUUCACUAAGCACAGCUGUGGCAUCUGUUUGUACCGCAACAACAACCACCUGCAAAACUUUCUUUAGUGCGUUUCGACGAGAGCACCGAAGUCAAAGAUAUGUAUUGAAAUCCAAACCAGAAACAACUUGUUGACAAAGCCCAUCGGCAGCUACCUGUGCGCUAAUACCGCCCUGUUCUCGCUCUGUUUACAUAUUCUAAGUAAUCAUAAAACUACACGUCAGCAGUCCAAAUAGUGCAAACGAAUAUGCGUCAACUAAAGGGCAAGGUAAAGGAGACGCGUAAGCAAAAAAAGGAGCGCAAAUUGGAAAACGCACAAAUGCAAAGCAAAAUUGGAACUGUUGUAUUGCCGGCAUUAGGUGCUAUAGCCAUGAUGAUAGUGGCAUUUGUUUACCUGAAGACGAGACCUGCAGUUCUGGCCUAGAAGGUGGUGG